Molecule: messenger RNA, 2448 nt
Organism: Kalmanozyma brasiliensis GHG001
Lineage: Eukaryota; Fungi; Basidiomycota; Ustilaginomycetes; Ustilaginales
Exons: 1
Coding region: 1-2448 (815 amino acids)
Source: RefSeq, a predicted model, not a curated record
AUGGCCAGAUCCACAACUUCGCAGACGGCUCUGAUCCGAGCUAUGAUUGCCUCUGGCCAGCCCUUCUUAGCCGUGCAGACGUUCGCUGCCGAACUUCGAGCUUGGUGGAAUGCUCACCGUCAAGUACGGCGACCACACCCCUUGCUUCGAAGGCAAGCUGCUCUGAUCGUUGAGAUCGGCAAGCCCAGCUCGCAAGCUCUUCGCGAGAUCACACGCUCCUUGCAGCAACUCGAAGAGCUCUUGAACCGUAUCCAGCCUGACCUUUUGUCUCAGCUCUCUGAUCACGAAAAGCACGCCUUGCAGACGAAGCGUGGCGAGUAUGCCGACUCGCUCGUCGAGCUCUUACGCCUAGUUCGUGGCGGUCGUCUGCCUUUGCCCCCGAUGGCCAGCGCUCCCGAGAUCGCUUGGAUCCUUUCGGCGUGCUGUCGUUUCGAGAAGACGACGCUGCUCGACAAUCCCACGGCAGCACUCGAUGCUGCAGAAAAGCGCAAGCUGCAAGAUGCAGCACAGCUCAUCCGAUACUUCCUAGGCGAAUAUAUGCGAUCACUACCAGAUGGACAGACGCGCUCUGCUGGCAGCCUGCUCAUCGGAGGCAAUCCCGUCGUCAGGCCACCUCUGGGCAUUGCGGUCUACAAUCAGCUUGUCCACUACGCCUUGUCCGUUCUCAGAUCGCCAUCCACCUGCAAAGAGGUCUUUCAGCAUAUGACCCAGCGUCGUCAACCAUCCUUGGAGCCAGACGCGGUCACCUUCAACACGAUCUUGCGUCAGGCCACCACACAGCGUUACGAAGCGCUGGCACGCGCCGUCAUGACCACCACGCGUCCAGAACAACCGCACCUUGGCGCGCCAGGGACCGUCGCUGGUCAGUCCGAGUCGAACAAGGAUGCUGCUCCGGAGGCCAAGACUGGAUCUCAACCGAUCAGACCCAUGCUCCAGCAGAUCGACAAUGCCGUGGUCCAGGCCGACUCCUACCGCCUAGUCUCGCUUCUGCAGUAUGUGACUGCAUCGUCCAUGUUCUUGCGUCGCUACCGCCACGAGCCCGGCCACAUCGGCGUCAAGGAACUGGUCAUGCGUAUCUAUCCCGCGCUCGACAAGAAGCGCCACGGACGCCAACGUGCCACAGAUCCGCUGCAGCUUCACAGGGAUGCGACAUUGCGACCUAAAGCGAACCAGGCUUCCAGGCACGCCAUCCUCAACCCGCACGUCUUGACAGCGUCGCUCAACCUCGCUGCCAAAGCCGGCAAGACGGGCCUGGUGUUGCGCAUCUGGCGUCUCAUCAAGCGAACCAGCUUGCAGAGCGAGCUGCAGUCGCCCACCAACGACGUUGCCGCGGUUCCUUGGAAGAUUCCUGUCGAGGCUGCCACCAUCCUCAUGAGCGUCUUGGCCAACGAAGCGGCAAAGGCGCCAAAGGUCGCACCCGUGCCGCGAAGGCUCCGGCAGCGGCUCUCCCUUGGCAGAUCGCGAACAGCUCCGCAAAGGUCUUCGAAGCUCACCGCUCAUCGACAGUACGCCAGAGGCUGGAACAUCGCCGCCUCGCUUCGUCGCGGCUCAAAUACUGGAGGACUCGGGCCAAAUGGAAGCACGAGUCCCGGCGCAGGCGAGCUCGGAGAGGGUCUUCGUUGGAGGGCUGCACAGCUCUUGGCCAAGCGAGAGUAUGCCUUCCUCGUCUACCACUGGCAGAUGUCGCAGAAGCUGUCGAGUUGGCGACGCAAGAGGGUGGAGAGCUGGAUGCGCAAGGAUCAAAGCGAGACACUGCCCACUGUGGCUGCUGCGGACGCUGAAGAGGCCUCGAGAGUGCAACCUGACUCGAGGUUCUACGACGCGCUGCUGGGUGUCUUCGGUCGUCGAGUAGGCAUGGUGCAGCGCAGCAGGAACUACAGACCGCGUUCUGAACUUCUGUCACAGCUUCGCCGUGGCCACAGGCGAGCCGCGUACGAGAGGAGCUCAUCUCCUCUUUGGUCAGCGGAUCCUUGCGACUCUCUUGCACGUCCGGAAGCGAUCAGUGGAGGCAUCGUCCCGGAGGCGAGCACCUCCGAGCAGCCCGAUCGUGUCACAUUUGUCGAGAACCUGCACCUGCGCUCCACCAACCAGCUCUUGGAAGCAGUCGUCGCUCGCAUCGGCUGGAACUCUCGCGGUCGACGCACAUCUCUGCCACCCGACGCAUUCCUCGUGCGCAUUCUGUUGGACAUGGAAGCGCUGAGCCUUGAUAUCCCCAUCGCCUAUCGAUGGAUCCCAACCCACUGUUCCAUCGCCACGGCUGAUGCGGACUCCAGAGUUGCUGUGCCCGAUCUGCUGCAGAAUGACAACAAGGAACGGAAAAGCAAAGCGGAAACAGGCGCAUUCUCCCCCUACAGGGGACCGCGUAUCAAGACGGUCGGCUUGAUCGCUAGGCGUCGCAACUCGGCACUGGCAGAGAAGAAAGCGGAGGAGAAAGCAAAGAAGUCGUGA